AUGCCAGGCCGAGGGUUACUCAGGGUACUCACCGGAUGCACCCUACUGUCGCUCGGUGCCGUCACUGUCGUGGCACAAGAUAGGUGGCCGUACAUGACCCUGCAGACUGCUCCGUACGAGCCUCCGCAGAUCCAAAUCACCAAGAGCGGCACCACCGACCCGGGCUAUCUCUUUGUUGGCCCCCGUGGCAACCGGCCGGCAGGCACGGCGGCGUUGAUCUACGAUGAGGACGGCAACCUGGUCUACCAGGGCCCAGAACAGGUGACAGCCAAUUUCCGGGUCCAGCGGCUGUUCAACCAGGAUGUCAUUACCUUCUGGGCCGGCAACAUGACAGACCUGGGAUUUGGAUAUGGCUCCGUCCACAUUCUCGACAAUACCUACCGGGAGAUCUACACGGUGACCCUGCAGGGGGACUUUGAGACGCCGGACGACAGCGUGCCGGAUUCGUACAUUGACCUGCACGAGAGUCACAUCUCGGCCCGCAAUACGUUGCUGGUCACGGCCUACAACGUCACCCAGCAGUCCCUGACGUCGAUCGGGGGGACGCCGGAGGAUUACAUGCUGGACAGUCUGUUCUACGAGAUCGACAUUGCCACCAAUGAGGUUGUGCAUUCGUGGAGCGCUCUGGAGCAUGCUGACCAGAUUGCCUUGACGGAUUCCAAACAGGGGAUUGACGAUGAUCAUGGAACGCAUGAGCAGCCGUGGGAUGCGUACCAUAUCAACUCGGUGGAACUGUUUGACCAGGGGUACCUCAUCUCUAUGCGGCACUACUGGUCUGGGUAUUAUGUCCAUAGCAAUGGGACUGUCAUGUGGCAACUUAGUGGCGAACCGGGCAAGGGCGACUUUCAACUGGACCAGGCCGGCGCCUUCUCCUGGCAGCACGACAUGCGCAUCUACAAUGAGACCCAAACCGGCAUGAUCCUGACUCUGUUCAACAACGCCAACACCCCUAGUGAGACUGUUGCGCCGUCGACGGGUCUGAGUUAUGCAGUGGAUCUGGUCAACCGCACGGCGAAGACUCUUCGUACGCUGGGCGACAGCAAGGACGCCAUCCACAGCGUCAGUCAAGGCAACUACCAACAGCUGAGCCCGUCGGGGCAUGUCGUGCUGGGCUACGGCUCUAUUGCCAAGAUCAAAGAGUUUGACGCCAACAACAAGGUGGUCCUCACGGCGCAGUUUGGCACCGACAACGAGGUGGCGUCGUACCGCGGGUAUAAAUGCGCCUGGAAAGCGACGCCGUUCUGGGCGCCAGCGAUUGUGGUCCGUCGGGUAUCCGGUAAUUCCGCCCAGGUGUUUAUGAGCUGGAACGGGGCAACUGAGUAUGACAAUUGGGCUGUCAUGACGGCGGAUUCGUUGGAUUCUGUCAACCCUACGAUUGUCACUACCUUUAAGCGCACUGGUUUUGAGACGUCUGGUACGGUCAGAGGGUUAAAGACGAAGUAUCUCCAGGUGGUUGCUCGUCGGGGAGAUAUUCCUCUUGGCAUGUCGCCUAUUCCAUAUAAACCUGGAGCCAUCACCCCUUUCAACCUACCAACCACAACAACGCAACCACAGAACAGAAUUGAAACAGGAACAGAAUUGAAAAUGCAUCUCAACCUCUCCAGCCUUACUCUGACCCUCUGUCUCUCUCCCCUGGCUCUAGCCCUCCCACCCAACCCCAUGAGAAUGACCAUGAAGAUGACGAUGAAAAUAAGACCAACAAACCAAACCCUCGGCCACGCCACCAUCCUCAACACCUGCCAGGACCCAAUCUACCUCUGGUCCGUCGGCUCAACCAUCUCCCCUCAAUUCACCGUCCCCCCAAACACAACCUACACCGAGCCCUACCGCCGCGAUCCCGCAAGCGGCGGCAUCGCGCUCAAGCUCACGCGCGUGCAGAACGGGCUGUAUACUGCUGCGCCGCAGAUGGUGUUUGCGUAUAAUCUUGUGGAGAGGCAGAUAUGGUAUGAUUUGUCGGAUGUUUUUGGGGAUCCAUUCCUCGGAUAUCCUGUCAAAGUUGAGUAUCGGUCUGUGGAUCAGGGGGAGGGACGGGAUGAGGGGGAUGAAGGAGAUGAAGAGAAAGGGAUUGAGUGGGUGGAUGGGGUGUCGCCGGGGGGAAGUAUGGUUAGGGUUGCGGGUGCAGAGGGGGAUUUGGUUUUGACGGUUUGUUAG
Messenger RNA from Aspergillus pseudoviridinutans, 2151 nucleotides. Its product is annotated as arylsulfotransferase family protein. Lineage: Eukaryota; Fungi; Ascomycota; Eurotiomycetes; Eurotiales; Aspergillaceae. The coding region runs from base 1 to 2151 and encodes 716 amino acids. The transcript has 3 exons. The record is from RefSeq and is a predicted model, not a curated record.